Molecule: messenger RNA, 3390 nt
Organism: Epinephelus fuscoguttatus (brown-marbled grouper)
Lineage: Eukaryota; Metazoa; Chordata; Actinopteri; Perciformes; Serranidae
Product: C5a anaphylatoxin chemotactic receptor 1
Exons: 3
Coding region: 142-1248 (368 amino acids)
Biological process (GO): phospholipase C-activating G protein-coupled receptor signaling pathway; positive regulation of cytosolic calcium ion concentration; inflammatory response
Cellular component (GO): plasma membrane
Molecular function (GO): complement component C5a receptor activity; G protein-coupled receptor activity
Source: RefSeq, a predicted model, not a curated record
UGCAAUCACACAGGAAAGACAGAGAGAGAGACGGAGAGAGUGAGAGAUUGUUCUUAUUACAGCAGGCGGGCACUCCUUCAUUCUUUAUCUCCUGCUCCAUUUCUCCCACACACAAGGCAGAUAAAGCAGUCUGUCAUCUCAAUGGCUGCUGUGAAUGGGACAUGGUUUUCUGCCCCCGCAGUAGACCGACUUCUAACCAACACCAGCAGCAGCUCCAGCGGCUCCAGCAGCUCUUGGCAGGACGAGGCAGUGCGGGGAAUCCAAAUUGUUGCCACUCUGCUCAUCUUCCUGGUUGGCGUGUCUCUCAACGGGCUGGUGGUUUGGGCACUGGGAAUGCGGGGAAAUCGUCACCUGGUGCGCCGGGGCAGUAAUGAGGAGACGCGUGCUGCCAACAGUUUCCGCAUUUAUGUCCUGCACCUGGCCGUGGCUGACCUAGUGCUGAUCCUGCGUACCCCACUCAUGUUGGGCUACAUUGCUUAUAACUACAGCUGGCCAUUUGGCCUUCACUUCUGCCGCCUGGUCAUGUUCCUGCGAGGCAUGGGGUUAUACGCCUCUGCUUUCCUCCUCUGUGCUGUGGCCCUGGAGCGAUGCCUGUGUCUGCUGAAGCCCGUGUGGGCUCGACUGCGACGCCCCUACUGGGCUGUUCCUUUAGCCUGUGGCAUCUUAUGGCUGGUGGCCUUCAUCUUGUCUACCCCCUACCUCAACAGUGCCUUCCUGAUGGAAAAAAACGGGACAUACCAUUGUGUGGAGAGUGGGGCGUUUGACAUGGCGCUGUUUGUCACAGAAACAACAGCAGGUUUCAUCUUGCCUCUGCUCGUGUUCUUGGGAAGUAACCUGGCUGUAUUACUAACUAUUCACCAAGCAGUGCCCUUAACACCCACCACCUCCACCCCCUCAACUGCCCGCAGGAUGACCCGGAUGUACCACGUGCUAUUUUUCACCAUGCUUCUCUUCCUUACCUGCUGGGUGCCAUAUUUUGUUUGUCGGUUUGUGCGGGCCUUGGCUGAUGGACGACCUGACCGGAUCGUGUUGUAUAAAAGAGCACUGAAAGGCACAUACAUAUCUCUGUUCCUGGUGUACAUCAAGUGUGCUCUGAACCCAGUGCUGUAUGUGUUCGCUGCCCGAGGAUUAGGCCGUGCUAUCAAAGCUUCUCUUGUCUCCACUAUUGAAAGACUUUUCAAUGAAGACUCCAUGGAGUCCAUACGAAGGAAGUCACUCAAGAACUCACUUAAAAACUCACAGAUGUAGCAAGAGGUCAACAAUGCUUUGGUGUUUUUACAUUUCGAUUAGUUUUAUGUUGAAGUCAUUAUGCCUUUGAUUUUUGAAAAGAGAGGAAUGUCUUAAAUUUCACUUUUUACUGGUUGGUUACAUUUUUGUGCAAUGUGCUCAUACCCAUACUCAAAAUGUGAAUUGUGUAAAUCAAACCAAAAGGUAUGCAUGCUUUAGGUGUUUUACAAAAGGAUCUGAAAGCCACAGCAAAUGGAGAAACCAGUAGGUGUCAUUAUGAGUGUACUUUCUGUAUAUAGAGAUAUAAUGUUGACAGAUCUUAGUUGGAUCGCAGUUUGAUUACAACCACUGCUUUCAAUUCCCUUUGAAACAAACUCUUUCUGACAGGAGAAUUCCUCUGACAUGGGAUCUUAGGUAUGAAAAGACUGAUUUAAAGUCUUGGAUCAGUGGUGUCUGAAACUGAUUUCAGCAUUUCAGAGAAAGACAAGUGAAAAUUACCACACAGCAGUGAAGUGCAAAACGAGGAACACAUCUCUCAUCAAGCACAGCACCAGGCCAGGUUUCCUUACCGUCGGCAAAAUACAAGAAGAUAUAUGGACGUCAGUAAAAGUACAUGACUGCAGGCUCCAGAAAUGCUGCUUCUGUUGCAGCAUGCUGAAGGCAGGGUCAUAAUUUGGCAUAAAAAUGAAUUCAUGAAUCAUCUUGUCUGUUAGUCAAUGGGCAGGGAACACCUUGAUGGUAAACAAGCCAAAGUGAACACAGCAUUAUUUCAUUGCCAGCUUCCUGGCCCCAGGGUAACCUUUGUCAUAUGGAUUCCUCCGAGAUAACGCACCCUUAAGCAUGUACUGUCAUAGUGUGGUCCAAGGAAUAUGAUACUGAAUUUAUCUUAUCACUAUCAACAGUGACUCAGACCUAUCAAUCUGAUGAAAUCUGGACAAGAGCAGUUCCUUGUCCAUACAUCUGGUAGUAGUUGUACCAAAUAAACCAAUGAAUGUAUGUACUUCUUUAGGCUCUUAGAGGAAUGAAGCACAACAUGAUGAGCAGGAAGUAUGUGAAUGUAAAACAUCCAUGUCUGACUGGGCUUCAUGUACACAAACGUAGCUUUAUUACUUGUUGUCUAUAUAAGCACACCUAUUCUGUUAUUGACAGAAUAACAGAAUAGGUUAUUCUGUACAUAAUAGUAGCACUUUACAUGUAUUCUUUCUGCAUUAAAACACGAAUAAACAAAAGCUUUAAAUGCCACCUGAUUACAGGGUGGGUCCAUUUUUUUUUUUUUUUGAGGUUUUUCUAUCAUUCCAGUAGCGUAUGUUCUGUAUUCAAAUCCAAACAUUCAAAUUUUGGUCUAAGUACAUAUGUUUAAGCAUCAAAAUUAAAUUUUCCCAAGCCAUUCUAAAAAUAUUCCCACAUAACCUGAUGUAGGUUUCUGCACAAUGACGUUACCACGUAUUAAUUUCCUUGUCUGCCUAAUGUGCCUCUUUGUAACUGACCCAAGCCUUCUUUGAGAAUUGUGUGUUAUGGGCUUAGCAGUAUACUGCUGUGUGGGCUGUUUGGCUGCAAGGCAAAGCGGUGGAAAUAUAACACUGUAUACAGAUAAGUACUUCACACCCACACCCACAGCCCACUUAAAAAAAUUCAAACUACCCCUUUCACUUAUUAUUAUUAGUGGCAAACGCUGCUGUAGCCUUCAUUUCUGCUUUUUGCUUGCAGCUGAGUGGACGUUUCCAUUUAUAAAACACAGAAAAGAACAAAAUGAGUUUCCUCAGUUGAGUGUCUGGGCUCAGCCUUGGAGAUUGGGUGAGGAGCUCGGACAUCUGGAGGGAGCUUGGAGUAGAGCAACUGCUCCUUCACGUCGAAAGGGAUCAGUUGAGGUGGUUUCAGGCAUCUGAUCUGGGUCCUCCUGGGCGCCUCCCAUUAGAGGUGUUGUGGGCACGUCCCACUGGUAGGAAGCCCCGGGCAGACCCAGAACACACUGGAGGGAUUACAUAUCUCAUCUGACCUGGGAACGCCUUAGGGUCUGCCGCUGCCUCAAUCAGUUAGUUAGGAACACCUUAGGGUCCCCCAGGAGGAGCUGGAAAGCGUUGCUGGGGGACCGGGCCCCGGAUAAGCGGAUGAAAAUGGAUGGACGGAGAAAAGAACGCAGAUGGACCAGCCCCUUAUUUAUAU